CAUGCAGUGCAGCCAUGAGCCAACCAUAUUGAAUUACAUGUAUUAGACUACUAGAUUGCGAUAAGAACCCCGCGAUAAGCUUAUCUAAAAAAAAUUUGGUUUGUCGCAGUUGUCGAUACAGCACCCGUAAAAUCAAUCACUUACCAAGUUCAUUGCGCAAUUGUUCGACUACGCUGUCACAAUUUCGUGACAAAUCUUACAAUGGCGGGCGCAAAGAAAAAUUUCAAGGCAACUAAGAAGUUCGAGCAGAAGCACCUAAAAGGUGUUCUAGAUCAACGGAAAUCGACUGCAAAAAUAAAGCAGAGGCAUCAGGUCCAAGCCAAGAAGCAAUCCAAAAAAGCAAAAGAUGCCGAGUUCUAUAAGGGCGCCGAGGAUGGCGAGAAAUCCAAUAAGCCCAAUGGCUCCAAGAGAACAUCCAACGUCAAUGAAAUGAGCGUUGAUGAUUUCUUCGGCGGUGGAUUUGAGAUAAUCGACAAAGCUCAACCGGCCAAGAAGACGUCUAAGAAGCUAGGAAAACGCAAGCGAGACGAGCCUAUCGAGGACGAUGCUACGUCGGAUGAAGGUAGCGACAUCGAUAUAUCCGCCGACGAAAUGCCUGUCGCCAGCGAAAGUGAAGAUUCAGGCGACGAAGAUGCCGAUGAUAUCGGCAUGAGUAAAGAGGCGAUGGACGCCCUUGCUCAGGAAGACCCCGAUUUCUACAAAUUCUUAAAAGAGAACGAUCCCGAAGCAUUAGAAUUCGAUGAUGCAGACCUAGCCGAAGUAGACGAGUUGAGCGGUAGCGAGGAAGAAGACCAACCCAAGAAGAAACGAAAGAAGGAAAAGAAACAAGGAAAGACGGAUGGCGCAGACGAAGAAGAUAAAGCCGACAACGAGCUAACACAGGCAAUGGUUUCACGGUGGAAGACAGCACUGUCAGAUAAACAAUCACUCAGAGCUGCGAGGCAAGUAGUUUUGGCAUUUAGAUCCGCAGCACACCUGAACGAGGACGACGAAGAGCAGGGAAGGAAACAGAUGUACAAGAUAUCAAACCCCGAGGUUUUCCACGACAUCCUCAUUGUUGCGCUCAAGCAAAUCCCUGAAGUCAUUCAGCACCAUAUUCCUAUCAAGGAGUCUUCAUCCGGAAAGGUUCAUAUCCCUUCGGAUACCAAGAAGUUUAAAACUCUUUCAAUGCUCCUGAAAUCCUUCAUAUCCUCCAUCUUAUACCUGGUCGGUACGCUGUCGGAUGACGCUACCCUCAAGCUGACAUUAUCCGCUAUCACGCCCCUUGUCCCUUACCUCUUGAGUUUCCGAAAGCUACUGAAAAAUCUGAUCAAAGCUGUUGUCGGAUUUUGGUCGCAGUCUACGAGUAGCGACUCAACUCGAAUUACUGCCUUCUUAGUUUUGCGACGACUGGUCGUCGUGGGCGACAAAGGUAUCAGAGAAGCUGUCUUGAAAGCAACCUACCAAGGCUUAGUCGCAGGAUCUCGUGUGACAAACGUCAACACGAUACAAGGAAUCAACUUAAUGAAAAACUCUGCCGCUGAGCUCUGGGCCCUAGAUCAAAAUAUUGGCUAUACAACGGCUUUCACUUUCAUCCGCCAACUUGCUAUCCACCUACGCAACAGCAUCGUGCACAACCAAAACGACUCGUAUAGAACCAUCUACAAUUGGCAAUAUGUACACUCAGUAGACUUCUGGUCCUGUGUACUAUCGGAGCAUUGCAGUCCGCUGAAGGAGGCGGAAACUGGGAAGCAAUCCCAGCUCAGGCCCCUCAUCUACCCGCUUGUCCAAGUUACACUUGGUGCCAUGCGCUUAAUACCUACCGCAACUUAUUUUCCCCUUCGAUUUCAUAUGGUCAGGUCGCUUCUUCGUGUUUCACGGUCAACUGGAACUUAUAUCCCGCUAGCAUCGGCUCUAUUAGAAGUCUUAAACUCCGCAGAGAUAAGAAAGUCACCAAAGCAGUCAACUAUCAAGCCUCUCGAUUUCCACGUGGCCUACAAGGCCCCCAAGGCAUAUCUGCGGACGCGAGUUUAUCAAGAUGGAGUCGGGGAACAGGUGGUGGAGCUAUUCUCGGAGUACUUUGUUCUAUGGUCUACGAAUAUAGCGUUCCCCGAGUUUGCCCUACCUGUCAUCAUCAUGCUUAAGCGAUGGCUCAAGCAGUCAAGAAAGAAGACAGGUGGAAACAACAAUAGCAAGGUUCGCGCUGGUCUCGUUUUACUAGUUCAAAAGCUUGAGGCAAAUGUGAAGUUCAUCGAAGGUAAAAGGGCCAAGGUCGACUUCGCGCCUAGAGAUCGGUCACAGGUCGAUGCGUUCCUGAAGGACUUUGAGUGGGAAAAGACCCCGGUUGGCGCCUAUGUCGUUGCUCAGAGGAAAGCGGGGGCGGAGAAGGCUAAGAUGCUAGAGCAGGCUAGGAAAGAGGACGAGCGGAAGCGAAAGGAAGAAGAGCAAGAGGCGCUGGAAGAGAAUGCUGCUCGAUUGGAGAAGGAAGAUGAAGAAAUGGAGGAUUUCGACGACGAGGAUGAGGAGUCUUCUGACGAAGACGACGAGUAGUGGGACAGAUCUUGUAGGAUUGGACAGAAUUGUUAAUGACUCGGAAAUCGCCUGCAAAUAUAGAAACUCGAUUCUGCUUGAGAUGUGCUAAUUCAAUAU
Daldinia loculata is the source of this 2628-nucleotide messenger RNA. Its product is annotated as Noc2-domain-containing protein. Lineage: Eukaryota; Fungi; Ascomycota; Sordariomycetes; Xylariales; Hypoxylaceae. Gene Ontology annotation, biological process: ribosomal large subunit biogenesis. The transcript is spliced from 2 exons. The coding region runs from base 202 to 2529 and encodes 775 amino acids. The record is from RefSeq and is a predicted model, not a curated record. Gene Ontology annotation, cellular component: Noc2p-Noc3p complex; Noc1p-Noc2p complex; nucleolus.